Messenger RNA from Helianthus annuus (common sunflower), 1047 nucleotides. RefSeq names its product zyxin-like. The record is from RefSeq and is a predicted model, not a curated record. The transcript has 2 exons. NCBI's taxonomy places the organism in Eukaryota, Viridiplantae, Streptophyta, Magnoliopsida, Asterales, Asteraceae. Bases 1 to 1047 code for a protein of 348 amino acids.
AUGCCCCUCGACGUAGUCGCUGACGUCGACUUGUUUGAUGAGGACUCACUCGAGGAUGACUUUGAGGGCGAGGCCCAUAUUGCUGCUGGUGAUCUCCUACUUCUUGCUGACGCUCCUGCAGAGGAGGCUCCCAUCCAUUCACCAGUCCCAAACUCCUUUGAGUCUGUGGCAUCCGCACCUUCACACGCGCAGGGAGUGCAACACCAUUCACAUGACACAGACCCUGAUAUGGCAUCAUCCGCUGCACCUGCCUCUGCCCCUAGUUUUGAGUUCGAUCAUGAUAUUGAUGAUGAUUCAGAUCCUGUUUUCCCACCUGGUUUUGAUCCAAACCAGGAGAUUGAGUUUCCUGCUGUGGCCCCUGAGCCAGUUGAUGCUCCUGUCCUCGCAUUAGAGCAUGACCCUGAUCAUACCGAUGCACCUGUUGUUGCUCCUAUCGUUGAUGAUUUGCCUGUUGACGAUCAUCCUGAUGUUGCUCCACUGUUGGAGGAUGAUCAUGCUGUUGAUGCUCAUAUUGAUGCUCCUCACAUUGCUGACAUUCCUGCUGAUCCUGUUGUCGCACCACAUCCUGAUCCCAUGCCAGUGAUGUUCGAUCGUGCACCUUUCGCGACCCAUGUUGACCCACGAUAUGCUGACACCCACAAUGGGUGGAUAGACGAUGAUGAUGAUUUUCCACCUUUCGUGGUACCUGUUACACCUGUUUCAGCCCCUAUUGAUGUACCUUUGUUUCCCACCCACGUCACAGAUGCGCAUCGCGCAUACCUUCCUGUUACAUUUCUCCAGGACAUCCCUCCGCCACGUCCUGGAGAGGGUUCAUCUCGUCAGCCUUUUGGUCAUACACCUUUCAUGAUAGGAGGAGAUCAGUUUGUACCUCCGAUUUCUCAUCAUACUUUUGUUCCCCCUGUUGCACCGUUUGCUGUACCAUCCUUCGCUCCAUCUAGUGAGUCGUUCCUCUGGACUUCGCCACCCAUUAUGCCGCCAUCUGAUCCUUAUCAUCCUUAUCACAUGGGUUAUUCUACAGAGGAUAUUCUCAGGUCUUUCAUGAUAUAG